UCCCCACUCCCAGGAAAAAAAAAAAUUGGUAGUCUGGGAUUUAUAAAAUGAAUAAUAAACCAAACUUGAAUUAUGGUGAGAUGGGUUAGUUGAAACUUUUAGAAUAAAAAAAUGGUGUCACGGGCACUGUUAAUUACCGGCAAGUAAGCGCCUAAAGUGGUUGCUAAAAAUAUUCUAUUUUUUCACCAUAUCAAAAUUUGCGUUUCUACGGCAAAUUCAGAUCGUGUCGUUGAUAGACAACAUGUAAAUGAAACUGGUUCGGAUCUUAAUACUUUGAGCUGGGUGUAAGCUUAAACCGUUAAGUCUGUUACUUCCAAGUUCCAGACGUUGAUGUCUUCGUCGUCGCCAUUAAUGUCUUCUUCUUCACUGGGUCCCACUAUUUCUCCGGCAAUUACGCCACCACGAAUAACAAGGCUCCCUUCUUCACCACCUCCUCCUCUGGCUGCUGCUACUCCUCCUCCAUUACCUCCUCCGGCCUUGUCUCCGGCCACGUCUACCAAGGAUCACUCUCUCCCUCCUGCAGUCUCUCCACCAUCUCCUCCGGUUACUACUCCGGCAUCUCCUCUAACUUCUCCGUCACCGGCGGCUGCUUCUCCACCUCUGCCAUCCCCUACUGUCGCCACUCCUCCACCUUCUUCUCCUGAACUUCCAACACCUCCUCCUGUCGUCUCUCCCCCGCCUACUUCAUCAACGACAACCCCAUUAUCACCGCGACCUCCGAUUCCGACGCCUCCAUUACCGUCGACAGCUUCUCCGCCACUUCCGGCACCUCCAUUAUCGUCGAGAGCUUCUCCGCCACCUCAUGCAACCCCAAAACCGACUCCUCCCUCUCCGCCAAAGCCAUCAACAACUCCGUCGCCACAUCCAGCUUCGUCACCUCUGUUGCCGCCAAAAUCUACCAUCUCCCCGGCGAUCACUAGUCCGUCACCUCCUCCGCCGCACAAAUCGACCAUCUCGCCACCGCCAGUGUCAGUGACCACUCCUCUGUCACCAACAUCUAGCCCUGCUACCAUCUCGCCGCCUCCGACGGUGGCAACUCCACUGCUGUCUCCUCCAAGUCCAACGACGUCGUCUUCGUUGCCGUCGUCUUCGUCAAAUGGAAGUUUGCCAAAGGCCUUGGACAUACAAAAGCCGCAACCAAAUCCCUCAAGAGGGCUCAUAUUCGGAUGCAUAAUCGGUGGAGUUGUGCUUCUUCUUCUGCUUGUGCUUGUGCUUGUUCUUCUCUGUCUCUGUCGCAGGAGAAAAAGAAAGAAGCUUGAAUUUGUAGAACGUUACACUAAACCAACCAGCUUAGGCCCAAAAGAUAACUUGGAUGCUGUUCCGCCCCAAAAUGUCCAUCACAGUGUUAUAGAUGUUGGCUCUGGUUCAACAAGUUCUGGUUGUGAGGUUCCAAAUCCACCUCAAGCCAAUGGUGGUGGUGUUGCAUUGGGUUCCACAAGAGGCACAUUCACAUAUGAUCAACUAGUCGUAGCCACAAAUGGGUUCUCAGAAGCUAACCUCGUUGGACAAGGUGGAUUUGGAUAUGUACACAAGGGAGUUCUUCCAGGUGGGAAAGAAGUAGCGGUUAAGAGGUUAAUGUCCGGAAGCCGGCAAGGCGAGCGGGAAUUUCAUGCUGAGGUUGAUACCAUUAGCAGGAUUCAUCAUAAACAUCUAGUUUCUUUGGUUGGAUAUUGCAUUACAGGAUCAGAGAGGUUGCUGGUCUAUGAGUUUGUCCCAAAUAAUAACUUGGAAUUCCAUUUGCAUGGAAAUGACCAACAUGUCAUGGACUGGGAAACCAGGCUGAAAAUCGCUGUAGGAUCUGCUAAAGGACUGGCAUAUCUCCAUGAAGAUUGCAAUCCUACAAUCAUCCAUCGUGAUAUCAAGGCCGCUAAUAUUCUUCUUGAUUUCGGGUUCGAGGCAAAGGUUUCCGACUUUGGACUGGCCAAACAUUUUUCUGAUGCCAAUACUCAUAUCUCUCACAUUUCCACUCAAGUAGUAGGAACAUUCGGGUAUUUGGCCCCAGAAUACGCAUUGAGUGGUAAAGUCACAGAGAAAUCAGAUGUAUAUUCAUAUGGUGUCGUGCUUUUGGAACUCAUAACCGGGCGUCCACCUAUUCAAACAACAGAUUCCGUGAGGAAUGAGAGCCUUGUUGAAUGGGCUAGGCCUUUACUCAACGUAGCAAUGAAUGAAGGGGAUUUCGAUGGUCUAGUUGAUCCAAAAUUACACCAAAACUACAACGCCGACGAAAUGAAUAGAAUGGUUGCUUGUGCUGCUGCUUGCGUUCGCCAUUCAGCUUGGCUUAGACCCCGAAUGAGCCAGAUAGUCCAUGCUUUAGAAGGGCAUGCUUCUCCAACGGAUCUUCAACAAAGAAGCAGCACAUUGUAUAGUUCCUCAGCAAGCUCUGUGUAUAAUGCUCAACACAUGAAGAUGCUAAGAGAGCAAGUUUAUGGAAUCAGUGGGUACAGUGACAGCACCAGUGAAUACGGUCUCAAUCCCUCAGUCUCAAGUAGUGAGGGCCCAGCAAACAAUCUGACAAAGAACACGGCAACAAAUACUUGAAUGGCUUAGCGCCUUGUUGAAAAUUUUGUUAACUGACCUUUUCUUCUCCUUUCUUCCUUGGAUGAUAAGCUCUAAAGUUUUCUUGGAAAAUUUUUUAUUAAGUUAUUUAUUUAUUUAUUUAUUUAUUCUUUUGAUGA
Ziziphus jujuba (common jujube) is the source of this 2675-nucleotide messenger RNA. Its product is annotated as proline-rich receptor-like protein kinase PERK1. The coding region runs from base 331 to 2538 and encodes 735 amino acids. The record is from RefSeq and is a predicted model, not a curated record. NCBI's taxonomy places the organism in Eukaryota, Viridiplantae, Streptophyta, Magnoliopsida, Rosales, Rhamnaceae. The transcript is spliced from 8 exons. Gene Ontology annotation, molecular function: protein kinase activity; ATP binding. Gene Ontology annotation, biological process: protein phosphorylation.